Acanthaster planci (crown-of-thorns starfish) is the source of this 5874-nucleotide messenger RNA. RefSeq lists its product as uncharacterized. Gene Ontology annotation, cellular component: PR-DUB complex. Gene Ontology annotation, molecular function: chromatin binding; DNA binding. Gene Ontology annotation, biological process: animal organ morphogenesis; positive regulation of transcription by RNA polymerase II. NCBI's taxonomy places the organism in Eukaryota, Metazoa, Echinodermata, Asteroidea, Valvatida, Acanthasteridae. The record is from RefSeq and is a predicted model, not a curated record.
AACCAUGUUUGUAUUUGUCCCCUGUUGUAUGCCAACUGGGGAAGAUUCUUGCUAAGAACAGGUUCCACAAUACACACAUUCCACACAAGUUUAAAUCUACACAUGUUUCUCAAUAUUAGUAAAUGAUUUCCUUUUUAGACAAUAUUGAUCCUCAACUUUAUCUGAAUCAUUUUUUGUGAUUAGUUGUAUUUUUAUGUGCCUUAAAUCAGUAAGCAACAAAAUUAAUAUAAUAGUGAAAUAGUCAUGUCAAGAUUCUUGUAACACCAGGCGAGUUAAUCAAAUAUGAACCAGCAUUUUUACAAAAAUGUACUAUAAUUCUUUGCUCUAAACAAAUAUUUAUCAAGAGAAACACAUUAAUGCAAUAAAAUUCUAGUAAUUGACCUGUUUUCUGGAAUCUGUUUUAUUUUCUUGAAAUACUGGUAUUGUGGGGAGUAUUUUACUUUUUAUGUAUUUAAUUCUCAAAUAAUUGUUUCACCUUUUUAAUGUUUAACUUUAACGUUUGGUCACUACCUAAUGGAACUACUUUCAUGCAGAAGGUAAGAGCUAGGUUUGAUUUGCAUGUGUCUGUUGCUUUGAAGUUGAACGUUAUACUUGGCAUGGUUUGAUUCAAUAUUCAGCAACUUAGCUGUGACAUUGUCUUCGUUUGUAGUAAAUACCAAACAAGAAAUCCUGUAUAUCACUUCAUGCAUCCAUGUUCUAAGGGAUCACAUGGUUGGUUUUUGUUAAAUUAAUUCCUGAAGUAGACUUGUCAGUUUUAAUGAAAUACUUUGCUCUAUGAACCUUGCACCUCAUUUCAGUUGUUCCACUAACAUUUGGUCAAAAUAUGAAUGUUUGUUUGAACACUCUCAAUCAGAAUACCAUGCUACACAUACAUUGCUUGCCACAUGGGCAUGGGAUGUUGACAAAUUGUUAAAUUCAUUGAUGUAGUUAAUGGUAUUGAUAGGAGGGACUGAAUUAUCUUAUUUGAGGGAAUUCAGCUACCAUUGCUCAUGCUUGACAUGUUGUAUUGAAUGAAUUACUGGACUUCUUUGUUUGUUUUUUUCAGUGGUACCGUGCCCUCUGCUUGCUUAAAUGCUGUUCUACAUGGUGGUUGUCGUGGACCAGAUGGAACCUUCUUCAAAGUGGCUGAUAUGAUGGGAGUUUAUGGUCUAAGAAGUCAUUUAUCUGAUGAAGCUCGGAGUAUGCUAGAAUACAAACUGGAUGACUCAAUAGAUGUGUCCAGUACCCUGGAUAGUUUAGAUGAACCCGAUGCUGAAAUAAGUGUCAGCAAAAUGCAGUCAGGUACCAAGAAAAUGCCUGUGUGCUAUCUACCCGAGAAAGCACACCAUCUCAUUCCAGCCCUCAGACGCUUUACACUCCACCAAGUCCCAACAACAUCAGCAGCAUCUUCAGGUAGUGUCUCAUCUCAUCAGUCACCACCAAGGAUGACAGAGUCGGAGAAUCGUGUCCAUCAUCACCAUUAUCACAGUAAGGGCUUGAAAGCUACAUCACAGAUGCACAGCCCAACAAAGUUAAAAUUCACUCUACACGUACAUCCCAAGCACCAAAGACGGAAGCAGCAGAUUGUACCUAGGAUUAUCCUGAAGCCGCUAAAAUCUCCUCCAGGAAAAGAGCCCAAUUAUGCAGCGGAGGUGAUAGAUCUAACACCAUCUCCCAGUGACAACGAACGUGAUUCUCAAGCCAUGCAAGAUGAUGAUAUUGACACUGACACCAGCAAAGAUGACACCUCAGAAAGUAGUAGUCUUGGAAUUACAAAAAAUCACGUCAGUAAUGCCUACACUGUUGAACACUCCCAGAUAGAUCAUCAGCCACCCUCAUCCUCAGACCAACAAGCAGCAACUUGUAAUCCAUCAAGUACAUCUGAUAAUUCUGGGAAUGUGGUUGACAAUCAGUCCAAUUCCAUGCUUACCGCUAUCAGGAGUUGUCAAGGAGGCAAAGAUGAUAGGAGUGAUGUUCCUGCUGCACCUGUUACGAAACCCGAACCACCUGCUGCCAGCCGGGUGUCACUACGAAUCAGCAUGAGACAGACAUUACCACUACAGACACAGACAAGGUCCCAGACUAUGAGCAAAUUAAUGGCCAAUGUACCAGGAUUCAGUGGCAAGCCAAGAAACAGAGAUAAAAAGUUUUCAGUUUUAUCCAAGCUACAUCCUCCUAAGAAGAUGAGUCUUCAUGUGGAUCUUGAAACACCAGAUUCCAUCUUGGCUAACGUCAACCUGAAGGCACUGAUCAACAAGCAUACCUUCAACAGUCUACCUGCUCACUACCAAUACAAACUACUUACUCUUCUGCCAAAAGUUGACAGAAUACACACCAAUGAUAACUUCAUUAAAAUGAAUACUUCAGCAUUGGAUAACGAGUUCUUUGCUAGAGCAUGCAGUAAAUGGAGGGAACGCUUGUCAGCAGGAGAGUUUACACCAGAAUCUCAGCUAAGACUCAGACAGGAAAUUGAGAAAGAUAUGAUCAAGCUGGACCCAUGGAAGGCCAAACAUUUUGAACCAUCCUGGGGUCAGUCUCUUCUCGCCACUGCCCCUGAUAUCCCAGAAUCCUUUGCAAGUAUGGGCGUCAUCCCGCCUGAAGAGAGGAGAGCGCCAGCCAUGCAUACUAGAAGCUCUUCCCAGAGGAAAGUAGCCGCAGUGAACUCCGUCAGUACAGUGUAUCGUAACACCAGGUCAGCGACUUCUGGUGGUCACCAUCAUUACCACAAGUUGGGUUAUGACUCUCCAAGACAUCAUCGGAGUAUGUCAGCCAGAGAGAGUCGACGGAUGCAUCGUAUGGCCCAGAAGGAGCUCAAAUAUCGAGCUUCAAUGGAAGUCAAAAGCACUCCCAAACCAGGCCCUGUACCUAAACAACCAGAUCUUAGAUCAGUCAUUGCGGAUAUCAAUAUCAAGCAGUCAACUAAUAGCAGUUUAGCUUCAUCACAGUCCAAUUUCUCUUGUAGUUCUCUUCUGUCCAGUAUGGCAAUGGAAAGCCAACGAAAUCAAGCUGCAGCAAAUUUAGUGGCUUCUUCUUCAGCCUCGCAGUUGCUACCGAAAUCAUCUGAUGGAAAAAAUGUUGGUUCAAUGAAGAGACACUUAGAAAGUACAGAUGAAGGUACAGACAAGCGUCUAUGUUUAGAUGAUGGUAACGUGGUGAUGCUAGGUACACGUCAAGUGUCCAGAAGUCAGUCUGUGUCUACUCAGUCUUCCACAACAAUUAUCACUGCUGUCUCGUAUGCUAAUGCUUCACGGCAACAAACUUCAACCUCUGCAGUAGUGAAUUCUGACAAUAAACCCAAGGUUCAAUCCAACAUCAAAUCAUCGGUUAAUGUCGGAAAGCAAGGGACAAAAACACUCGCUCAGAUCAAGGCUCAGACUCAAGCCCGGGCACAGGCUCAUGGCUCAACACGUACUUUGGCACAGAUUAAAGCUCAGACAACGGCCAAGUUGUUGGCACGGUCGGCAGCUCAAGCAGAGGCACAAGCUAAGACAGCUAGUCAUAUGCCAACAAUUUUAAGUCGAUCACGAUCUCCACAAUGGAAUACUGUCAAAACAGUGAUUCCUGUUGCUCUGUCAUCAAGCAAUGCUGCAGGAAACAUCACACAAUCAUCAUCUAAUCAAGGAUCCAAACCUAAGCUACCCAAUCAUGUGCUACAAGUAAAUACAUCCACUCAGCAAGUUGUUCAAACCAUUCAACCAUUCAUCAUUAAAACUCAACCAGGAAGUAAUGUUAGUGUCGUCUACGUAACCCAGCCAAAUGUGGUAACCCUAAUGCCAGCGUCAGCUGCUGCCAUUCAGCAUAUGAAUAGCAAAGGUCCAAGUCUUGCAAAAUCAGUGUCCGUGGUUCAAAGCACAUCAAGUUCUAAGGUAGUGGUUGAGUCUGUCCCACAGAUAACAACUUCAGCUGGUGUAUCUCAGAGACCAAACUCAAUCAAAACUCUUCUGAACUUGCAAAAUGUAUCAGGAGAAUCUUCAACCAGUGCCUCACCACAGGAAGAGAAGAGUGAAGGUCUUUCUAAUGGGAUUAGUCUGGAAACACCAGCCAACCAAAGUACGAAUAAGCCUGAAACACCAUCCUCUGAACCUCGAGUUGUGAGCACAAGUGAGGUCGUUGUCUUGGAAAACGAAACUACCUUUGCACAGCAGCAGAUUGCAUCAGCUAGUACUACUGGAACACCUGCUGUAGUCUCAGAUUCAUUCAAGAUUGUAGCAAACAGUAAUGCACAGGUGGAUCCAUUUUCAAAUCGAUCAACAGCAAGUGUUGUGCUUCAGCCAGUUGACAUGGCAGCUAACGGAAGGGAGAGUGCUAAUAGUUUAGAUGCUUCCGGUAAAUGUUCAUGUCGCUUGGGGGCAAUGGUUGUAUGUAAAGGUUGUGGCGCUUUCUGCCAUGAUGACUGUAUUAGUCCAACAAGUCUGUGUAUGGCUUGUGUAGUGAGAUAACUUUAAGCCAUCUUCUGACCAAAUUGAGUGUGUUUGUAGAACUAGAAGGUUCUGUGUAAGACAGUUUUUGUAAGUACAAAAAGUUUAUAAAGCACUGUUAAAAAUCUCUCAUGUUUGGCUGAUUGCAUUGUGUAUGUAUUUUUAUCCAAUGUUGUGGCUACAUGUUUUUGUACAAAACAUGGGAUAACCAACACAGCUCUUUGUGCAUGAGGAGGGAUGUUUAAUUUCUUAGCAUUAAUUCAGAUUGGAAUAAAGUCUUCAGAUUUAAGUUAUCCUUCAAGGGGUACAACAGUUACAUAUUCAUAACCAAAAUGUUGUGUUUAGUGAAGUAAAAGCCUUUUUGGUUGUCCAUUCAUUACAAGCUCUACAAACAAGGUGUCACAUACACGUAGCAUUCCUUUGCCAUUGUUCAUCCUAUCACUUGUGAAAGGAUAUGUGAUGGAACCAAGAACAGCAUGAGCUGAAUACUUAAACCGUCAUCAAACCUUCUUGCAUAACUACACACAUUUUUACAACCGAAGAUAGAGCUAAAGAGCUGUAAGGACAACAAUUUUUAUAGUGGAAUUUUAAGUAUUGUGUUCAAAAUUAUUUUUUGUUGUUCAGUUCACACAUACAUAUAGUCUCCAUUCCUAGGUGCCUAUCACUGCUAAUUCAUCAAAUGAGCCAAGAUUUAUCUGAAAAGAAAAGCUUAUCAAAGUAAUGAAGAAGUGUAGCAGCGAAGGUUCUUUUGCCCCUGUAUGCAUGGGUAUCAAUUAUCAUGUAAAUAUCAAUUGUAUCAAAGUUGUACAUUGACUGGCAGAGGAUGCGACUUGAUAGUAAUGUCAUUUAUUGAUUUUAUAUGAAUACACAAAGAUAGCCAUCACAAGCAAUAAAAUACCAGUAAUGUACUAGUACCUGUAACGUGCUAUUAUGGAAAAAACAAACAGGGCAAAGGUUUCUGAAACAAUCUUAUCCUGAAUGUAUCUUUGAUUUGAAAAAAAUGUUGCUUUCCAGUGGGUGGAACAGAUGUAGGAUACGACUUGCAUUUCUGCAUCUUUCAUUUUUUUUUUUGCUCUGAACAAUGAUGUACGGUAAUGUAGAUUGGAGAGUUAUGGAAAGUAGUCAAAUAGGAUUUAACUCUUUGGGACAUCAUGCCAUACGUAUGUUUGAUUUUGUUGCAAAUGUAUUUUGUUUCUUAUCAUCUGUAAUGGGUAUAUUUAAUUUGUCUUCAUUGUUUUAUUUAUUCAUGACAAACGUGGAAUUCUAUUGAAGCAUCAGUUUUGCUUUGCAUGGCUUACUUUGUAUACUUGUAGUGUAUAGGGCUACAUGCAGCUUUGCUCUGCAUCUCAGUCAGAUUUUCUUGACGGGGGUUUUCUUGAUUGAAAAAAUCUGAUUCUAGAGUAAUUUUAUUUUCAUUCCUCAUACCUGCUAACCCAAAAUGCCAAAUAUUUAAGAACAUUGCAUACAUUUGUAUGUG